This is a messenger RNA of Prorocentrum cordatum, 1508 nucleotides long. NCBI's taxonomy places the organism in Eukaryota, Dinophyceae, Prorocentrales, Prorocentraceae. The record is from the annotation of a GenBank genome assembly.
GCGGCGCUGCCAAGCCAUUGUCCGCCAAGAGCAUCAUGGACUCCCUGCGCGAGAACGCCGUAACGGGGGCGCCCGCGGUGCCCGCGGCGCCGGCUGCAGCCAAACCCAGGGCGGCACCGAAACGCAAGGCCGCGGCAGAGGCAGCGUCUCCGGCGGGGGCCGAGUCGACUCGCGGCCCUCCGGCGAAGAAGAGGCGUGGCGCUACGGUGCCCUCGGCCCCUGAGGGAACCACGGCCGCUUCGCCGCCCGACGCUGCGCCCGCCUCAGACGCCACGACAGGCGCAGAGGCAGGGACAGCAUCGCAACCUCCUGUGGCGGGUGUCGCGGACACCGUUGAGCGCAUGGGUGCUGAGAUGGAUGGGCUCUGCGCGGAGUUGCAGGAGAUAGCCCUUUCCCCGCCAGUGACCUCCCAGACGGCCUCGAUUGGUCCUGAGCCGCCAUUCAAGGCCCCUCGGGUCGGCCUCGCAGCCACCGCUUCUGCUGGCAAGCAGGACGCGUCGACGCCAGCCGCAGAGGAGGCGAUCAACGCUGGUUGCGCCUCCUUGACGACGGGUGCUGCGGCAGUGCUUGUGAAUGACGAUGAUGCCGAGCCGCAGCCUGGCGUCAUCCCUGAUUGGAUCUCCGUGAAGUCGGGGUCAGAGCCCGACGAGAAGAGCAUCGCCACCGACGUUCCAGCUGCUAACGUGCCUGCGGCCGACGCGGCGACCGACCCCGCCGAUGCCGACGCGGACCUUGCGCUGGAGGGCUCGCUGGCCGACCUACUCGACGCGGGUGGGGUGGCCGACUCCUCGCCGCCUCGCGUGAGCUCGCCACCGCCGACGCCUGCCAGCCUCACAGUUGUGCCGACGCCCCCCGCGCCAGCUCGAGUGCAUGCCGAUGCAAUGGCCGAGGCCAGGGCACGCGUCGCCCCCCCGCGCGAACUCGAGUUCAUGCGAGCCUCCGACCCCGCCUUCAUGGCGAUGGAGCAUGCCAGCUUUGACGUCGAGCAUUUUGGCCGUGCCGCCGCCCGUGACCUUGCGGCGGGCAACUGCCUGCAGCUUGCGGCAGCCGACGCGUGCGAUGGCGACGUUGCGGGUAUCCCAUCGACGCAAGCGCCCCCGCCCUCACGCCGCCAAGCUGUGCCAGAGGUUGGUGCGAUCGGUGCGCUGGACGCCGCGCCGCAGACCAAGACCUUGGGCCUCAAGCUGCCACGGAUGCUCGCCAAGCCAUCGCCUUUCCCGCCGAGGCUACGUCCCUUGGCGGAAUCGCCCUCGGUCACGGCGAGCCCAGUGUCCACGGCCACGCUUCCGAUGCCAUCGCCCUCUGACCCGCGGCAGCUAUCCCCGCCAGCGAGCGCUAAGCCAGAGUCCGCUGUCCAGGGCAGUGCGCUUGUGCCCGUCGCCGAGCCCCCGCCGUCGGAGGUCGCGCUGGUGCCUGCCGAGGCUCGCAUUGACGUGAAGGCCAUGGGCUCGCUGCUCGGGGGCAUCUUCAAGUCACUCCCAGCUGCCGAGGCUGACAGCAGCGACGAG